UUAUGACAGAGGAAUAUUUUUUUCAAUUGUUCCACGUAAUUUUCUUUCUUUUGUAUGAUGAUACCAUUAAAAUAAGAUUGGCCAGGAAGAAUCCAAUGUUUUGAAAUUGUAAUGGUGCCCUUUUUGUGUUAUCAAUUUUAUGUUUUUCUGUCUAGAAAAAACUGUGGCUCUUUUUAUACAGAUGUAAAUGAUGACUCAAAACAUAGCAUAACAUAGCAUAACGUAGAUGGAAAUUUAAAAUAAUUUUCUAUGACUGUUUUCUUUUUCUUUUUUUUACUACUGGCUCAUCCUCACUGCUUGUUGGAUCCAGCCCCCAACUACUACACUUCCAGUAAAAAUCAGUUCUUUUCCUUUGACAUCUGUAUGAUGUGUAUCAAAUGAAGCUUUCUCAUAAGCUUUUCUUAUUUUGCUUGCCCUUAUUUUUUAUGUAACUUCCAUUUUUUCAUGAAAUGUUUCGUAUUUUCUGAUGGUUCCAUUUUAUCGCAGUAUCUUGUGAAGUAGGACACUGUGUCAUGUCUACAUCUUAUAUCUGCCUUUUUAUGUGAAACCCUUUGCUGCAUAUUUACUGACUUAAACAUAUGAUCUUGUAGACAGUGAUCACAACUGAGGUUGGAAAGAUGAAGAAUAAAGAUGCAGAACGUAGUUACAACUUAGAAGACUGUGUUGAUGUAUACCAGUGUAAUUUUUCUACUUAGUAAAACAACUCAGUCCACAUUUCUGUUUUUUAGAGUAUGUGGUAUUGCUUAAAAUGUUCAAGUAUAUUCUAUAUAUUUCUUCUGGAGUCUCUGGAUAUCAGAUCUGAUUUUGAUUGGUUGUACGCUUUUUUAUUUGCCGAAAGUAAAGAAUCCUCCUACAGUGCAGGAGACCCAGGUUCCGUCCCUGGGUUGGGACAAUCCCCUGGGUGGGCGGGGGAGCGCGAGAGCGAGUGAGCGGCUGAGAGUUUACCGCGAUGAGGCGGUGAGAGGCCCGGGGCCUACCUCAGCGGAGCGGGCUCGCGGCGCCAGCUAGCAGCGGGCCCCCUCCCGGUCCCCGGGCCCGGCGGCGCGGCGGCUGCUUGGUUGUGAGGAAGCGGGGAAGCGAGUGUCCGGCCCCAGCCAUGGAGGUUAUGGACGUGGACCUGGACCCCGAGCUGAUGCAGAAGUUCAGCUGCCUGGGCACCACGGACAAGGACGUGCUCAUCUCCGAGUUUCAGCGAUUGCUCGGCUUCCAGCUCAACCCGGCCGGCUGCGCCUUCUUCCUGGACAUGACCAACUGGAACCUACAAGCAGCAAUUGGCGCUUAUUAUGACUUUGAGAGCCCAAACAUCAGUGUACCCUCCAUGUCCUUUGUUGAAGACGUCACCAUAGGAGAAGGGGAGUCGAUACCUCCUGACACCCAGUUUAUAAAAACGUGGCGGAUCCAGAAUUCUGGGGCAGAGGCCUGGCCUCCAGGGGUUUGUCUUAAAUAUGUCGGGGGAGACCAGUUUGGACAUAUGAACAUGGUGAUGGUGAGAUCACUAGAGCCCCAAGAGAUUGCAGAUGUCAGCGUCCAGAUGUGCAGCCCCAGCAGAGCAGGAAUGUAUCAGGGACAGUGGCGGAAAAAAUAAAAUUAAAAAAAAAAAAAGUAAAUGCUGAUGAAAU
Cervus elaphus (red deer) is the source of this 1619-nucleotide messenger RNA. RefSeq names its product protein ILRUN-like. The record is from RefSeq and is a predicted model, not a curated record. NCBI's taxonomy places the organism in Eukaryota, Metazoa, Chordata, Mammalia, Artiodactyla, Cervidae. Gene Ontology annotation, molecular function: ubiquitin binding. Bases 1097 to 1585 code for a protein of 162 amino acids. The transcript has a single exon. Gene Ontology annotation, biological process: macroautophagy. Gene Ontology annotation, cellular component: phagophore assembly site.